AUGUGGACCAUCCAGGUCUCCCUCAUUCUGAGCUUUCUGUGUGGAAGAGGAUUAGGAGGAGCAGCUAGAGGAGAGUGUGAAUGGGGUGUCAGUCUUUGUGAAAUCGGUGACCCCCUCAACAGCAUUUCAACCUGUAACUUUGAGAGUCCUCUGACCACCCUGUCAGGAGGCAUAGAGAUGCAGCAGUUCAGCACCAAGGUUCAGGACAUUAUAAAGACUCUGACUGACCAGCCAGUCAACACCCAGGAGAGUACCACUAGUUAUCUUGGCUUCCCUUACUACCUACGCAUAGACCUACUGUGUGGUUCAAAGGAGUCUUCUAAGCGUGCUAUUCAGGAGGCCCUUCUCACAGGGUUGACCCCCAAUGUAGUCCUGACCUUCCAGGAACCCGUCCACCCCAUCCGCCUCAAAUCGCAGAGACUGCAGAUCAUUCUCACCACAGCCCCCCUGCUGGACAGUGUGCCCUGUGACAGCGACCUGUGCCAGCUGGGUUGGUAUGCUCCCAUGCCCAUCCUUAAUGGGUCGGUAGUAUACAGGGUUCAAGUGGUGUCAAAUGGCCAGGGUCAACUGGUGCCUGAGAGAAGCUUUGCAGUGAAUGUUAAUGGCUAUGUGCGCACCACUGACAGAGGGGAGACGGAGAUCUCCUUUGGUACGGAGAUGCCAGCACUGGAGGACAUGAUGGUUUUGGGCAGUCCCUCUCGCCCUCUGUGGGCAGUGGUGCAGAAUUCUCCCGUCCUCAUCCUCCCUGGUAUUCCUGGCUUCAAGGCUGUUCUGAUGACCGCCACAGAGUUCCAGCACACCUCCCCCAUCGAGGUGGGCAUCGAGAGCUGUUGGGCGGGCUCCCUGAACUGCCCUCAGGUGGAGUUCUCCUCCAUGAUCUUGGAGGCAAUCUCCACAGAGAGCUCCCUGUUCGUCCGCCAGAACCAGCUGCUGCACCGCUUCGUGGGCAACUUCUCUCUGCUGCCUCUAAGAGUCCCGCCCUCAGAGGCGUGGCAGCAGGUGCUGCGCACAGUGUGUGUGUCCCGCAUGGUGCCUGUGUUCAUCCCGUACCACGACACCGAGUACUUCUACAUCCUGGGAGGAGGCUGGCAGAAGGGCACCCUCUACAGGGCCCAGGUCUACGAUGGGGAUGUGACGUUUACUCAGUUGCUAGACUCCAAGGGCAGAACUGCUUGCGAGUUUAUGAACAGUAAAGCCUGCCAGGUCAAAUGGGCAGCCCAGGAUUCUUCUCACAACCACCUGAUUGACUUGAUUCUCCUCGAACUGCUACUGGACAAUAAACAGGCCCACUCCUACCACCUCCUCAUAUUAGACAAUAAUUUCCACCUUGGCGACACCUUGCCCAAGUAUAUACCAAAAGGCAGUGGAGACUCGUUCACGGUGGUGACCAAGACUCAGGAGAAUGUCUCAGUGACUCUGCACUUGAGGGGCAUGGUGUUCAACCCCAUCAGUGCCAUCCUCUACAUCUGGGGCAACGCUCUGCUCUGCUCUCAAGACCAGGGGAUGAGCUACCUGUUCUUUAAUGGCUUCCCUCUGGAUCAGAUGAUCAAGUACUUCACUCUGUCCUACCACGGAGAGUUCGCCUUCGUCACAGAGACCGAAGAGCUGUGGUGGGGGCAGGAGGGCGUGGACCAGGUAAUGCGAGUGCGCCCCUCCCUGAGCUGGCAGGCCUUCUCUAGCCUGCAGGCUCUGAAGGGCGACAGCUCCUACUCCAUGACCCACAGCCUGCUCACUGUCUUCUACGACUGGGACAAACAGUUGCAGGAGGUGGUUUACACAGUGGACUCUAAGGGAAAGGGUUCUGUGGUGAAGAGGGAGCUGCCUGUGCCAGAGAUACUUUCCUAUAGCCACUUCUCGACCACCCCCCGCAAAGUCCACCACUUGGAGUACUGUGCCUUUAUCUGGCACAUGGCAGACCUGCCCCACCCAGAGCCCUACAACCGUAUCCAGCAAUACCUGACCCGGCCCCCCCUGGUGCCCACCUUGGGCCUCCAGACCACUGCCUCCCUGGCCACCUACCAGGGCCUGCUGCACCACCUGCUCCAACUGCACUCAGACUACAUCAUGGACAUUGGCGACCCCGUCCAUAACCCAACCUGGCGCUGGUGGAAGGACAAAGACUACUACUUCUACAUGGCUAGCAACGGCGUGUCGUCCACAGGCUUCAACGUGGAGAUUGGGGGCUACUCCCGGGCCUACAUGAGUUCGGAGAUCACCUUCCCAGACAUGGUGUACCUGGACCGGGUUUCCUCCUUCUCCUUCUCCAUCUACAUCGCCUGCGGCUCAGCCAAACACCUCUCUGUGGAGGAGAAACCCAGAGAGCUCAGUGACAUCAACUACAUCUGGCUCUCAGCUGAGGUAUCCAACAACCGCUACAUCCAUGUGUCUGUGACCAGGAACGAGCUCUUCAACAGAGGGACCGUGUUAUAUAAGGUGACUGUGAAAGACAGGGGGCUGUUUCCCGGUCAAGUGCUGGCGGGUGAGGGGCUCCUGGCUUUCAACCUCCUGCUAAGGGUGAGCAGCUCGGAGAUGAAGUGCUACCAGCAGAAAGACCAGGGGAUAGCCCUUAGAGGGCUGCACAGGGUGCCCAUCUACAUUGGCUGCCCUCCCGGGAACCGCCUGGCAUUUGACAUCACAACCACCCUGGAGCAGUGUGCCAACAACAACAAGCGCUACUUCAACUGCCCCAAACCCGACCCCAUCAUGCCUUGCUUUUACUAUGAAGACCUGUUCUAUCCCUUCUUCUUGAUCCAGGACAUGGUCUCUGGAGAGUCCGAGAGAUUCCUCGGGAGCUAUACCUUUAAGGUGGUUGGCGGAGGAGCUUACUCGAAAGAUCACCUCCGCCUCUACACUCCAGAGGAGGUGCUUAUGUAUAACAGCCUCAACUACAGCUCCCAGAGGACACUGGUCUGGAUGUUUGAAGACAUGGACAGCAGUGUUAAUAUCACUAAGGAAGGAUUCGUGGUCAUGCAUGGCAAUACAAACAAGAUUCGGUGGAUGUGUCAGGGGAAAUCUCCCUGUGGCAACAUGGCGGCUCAGAGCCUGGAAGCACCAGACUAUUACUUUGUCGUCGAAGUCUCAAACAAGGGUAUAGAUUUGAGUACGUACUGUGACUAUGCGUUGCGGUUUAUACUCCACGUGCAUGGAUUCCCAUUGGACCCCAGCAGAGGCCUUUUCUACAUGCUGAUGACUCUGGCCACCAUCGUAGGAAUCCUCGUCUGCUUCAUUGUGUAUAACUGCUGUGGUCCAGGCUUGAAGAAUCUGUUAAAGGCAGCCUACCAUGCCACCAAGCACAGGAGCCACGCAGCGCACGAAUCCGAUGUCUCACUGGCACCUAGUAUAGGGGAAGGAUUUCACAGAUCCAAGGAUUCAAGGCAGGGCUUAAGCCUAACAUCUACUAAUUGAAAGAAGAAAAAAUAUCACCAUAGCUCACCAUUCACUUUAU
Salvelinus namaycush (lake trout) is the source of this 3445-nucleotide messenger RNA. Its product is annotated as cation channel sperm-associated protein subunit gamma-like. NCBI's taxonomy places the organism in Eukaryota, Metazoa, Chordata, Actinopteri, Salmoniformes, Salmonidae. The record is from RefSeq and is a predicted model, not a curated record. Bases 1 to 3405 code for a protein of 1134 amino acids. The transcript has 29 exons. Gene Ontology annotation, cellular component: sperm principal piece; motile cilium; CatSper complex.